Drosophila sechellia is the source of this 924-nucleotide messenger RNA. RefSeq lists its product as uncharacterized. The coding region runs from base 497 to 799 and encodes 100 amino acids. The transcript is spliced from 2 exons. Lineage: Eukaryota; Metazoa; Arthropoda; Insecta; Diptera; Drosophilidae. The record is from RefSeq and is a predicted model, not a curated record.
CCUCACCUGCCUCAUCAUCUGUGCUCUAAUCCCGCGAUAAUACCGCUGACAGGUGAACAGAUGAACAACUGAACAGCUGAACAGGUUGGCCACUCACCGUUAAAGGACACGAACCGAACUAUAUUUACGAGACGCCUUAUAAUGGUCGCAUUGAAACCCACUGAGCUGGCAAAAAGUAGUUUAGUCGCUAAAUAGUUUACCCCGCAUCAGUCCCCCUCACCAACAUCAUCAGUCAUAGGGCUAAAUAUAGUUGGCCCGGCCCACUCGGCCCAACGGCCCACACAGCCGCACAUCCUGCCACUAAAAAAGACAACAAAUGGGACCGGUUUGCAGCUAGACCGCUCGCUUAAGUGCCUGCAAAUUGCACUGGCAAGAGCGGGCUGGGACCUGGAGAGGUCGAAUGGAUGGUGCGAGUCCCUAAUUCAAUUGUUUGUAAUGUUCCUGGACAUUUAGAGUUAAAUGCUUGCUUACACAUAAUGCCCAUAAAAGGUGAUGUAUGUGCGCCCAGUCUGGGAGUUCUGAGCCCCAGGCCAGUGGAUUCGGGAAGGUGGGCGUAAGCUUGCCGGAUUAUGGUGCUGCGCAAGUGGCCGUUCCAUUUUGUGGCCCACCCGAAAUGGGCAUGUAUAACAGCAGAGCAGAGCUUGUACAGCUGAAACCAAGUCUCCAUCAGCAUAGGAUCAGCAUCUGCUCUAUUCGAAAUGGGGCUUCUGCAUUAAUGCUUUUGAUUAGGAAGCUUCAUACCAUUGUACAAUAUAUAAAGUUUUCCCAAGUGUUCUGUGUAUUACAAUACUUUAAGUAGUGUCUUCACUAUUUAGAUUAUCAUGAACCCUGCUGAGCUGCUCCAGCAACAGCUUAGUUUGCCUUAGGUAUCCUGCAGCCUUGGGAACACAACCAAUAAUAAUUGUGCUUCUGUAGCCAAGGGCA